AUGACAUCAUUUCUGCGGGAUAAUAUUGUUGCUGUCCAUGGCCUCAAUGGCCACUACCGGAAUACGUGGACGGACAAGCCUGGGUCAUCAGCUGCAAAGAUAUGGUUGUCAGAUCUCCUACCCCUCAAACUGCCCGGAUGCCGCGUUAUGAGCUAUGAGUACGAUGCCUCCGUCGAGAGUAUGGCGGUUGGAACAGUACGAGACAUCGCACGCAGGAUGACCCAGGAGUUCAAGGACAAACGAGAAAGUGAUGUUCCUAUCGUCUUCAUUGCGCAUAGCCUCGGCGGAAUUGUGAUUAAACAGGCCCUGGUGCUUGCAGAGCAGAGCCCAACGGAUUUCCCAGCCAUGACUGAACAAACUAAAGGCAUAGUCUUCUUUGGAACACCACACCGAGGUGCCGACGCCGCCACUUGGGGCGCGCUGGUAACUAGGAUCGUGGGAAAUGCUUUCCCUCUCGCACAUUUUCGCUUCAUGAAUUUUCUCAAGAAAAACUCUGAAGGGCUUUACAAGGUGUCCGAAGACUUCAGACAUUUAGCUUCCAACUAUGCUAUUGUCAGCUUUUAUGAGGAGCAUGCGUAUAACCGCAUUUGGGGUAAAGUGAUUGUGGAUAAAGAUUCUGCUACUAUGUCGUUACAACACGAAGAUUACAUGAUGCUCAGUGGCACGCACACUUCCAUGUGCCGCUUCUCAGAGGAUGAUGACCGGUUCGGUGCGGUCUGGAGACGCAUCCAGCGCGCCGUCGAUGGCCCUGUUCAUCCGUCCGAUCGGAUUUGA
Molecule: messenger RNA, 774 nt
Organism: Xylaria bambusicola
Lineage: Eukaryota; Fungi; Ascomycota; Sordariomycetes; Xylariales; Xylariaceae
Product: Alpha/Beta hydrolase protein
Exons: 6
Coding region: 1-774 (257 amino acids)
Source: RefSeq, a predicted model, not a curated record